AACCGCCCUGUGGCGGAAACUCGUUUGAAUACAGCCUUGCUGAUAAAAACCGAGCCGUCACGCUCUUAUAACUCCCUCUCUGCCUCUGUCCGUCGGCCAGGCUGCAGCCCCAGUCAAACUCCCCGGAACGAAGCACCAGAAAACAGCCAUGUCUGAGAAACUUCCCUUCAAAGUUGCCGACAUCAGCCUGGCUGAAUGGGGACGUAAGGCGAUCGACAUCGCCGAGAACGAGAUGCCCGGCUUGAUGAAGAUGAGGGAGCUGUACGGCCAGUCCAAACCGUUGAAGGGAGCCCGCAUUGCCGGCUGCCUGCACAUGACCCUGCAGACCGCCGUGCUCAUCGAGACCCUCACGGCCCUCGGAGCUGAGGUCCAGUGGUCCAGCUGUAACAUUUUCUCUACUCAGGAUCACGCUGCUGCAGCCAUUGCCAAAUCGGGCGUUCCAGUUUACGCGUGGAAGGGCGAGACGGAUGAGGAGUACAUCUGGUGCAUCGAACAGACUCUGUACUUUAAAGAUGACAAGCCCCUCAACAUGAUCCUGGACGAUGGAGGAGAUCUCACCAAUCUGGUCCACCAGAAGUACCCCAAACUACUAGCAGGUAUCCGUGGAGUGUCUGAGGAAACGACUACAGGCGUCCACAACCUGUACAAGAUGUUGAAAAAGGGCGAGCUGAAGAUUCCCGCCAUCAACGUCAACGACUCUGUCACCAAGAGUAAGUUCGACAACCUUUACGGCUGCAGAGAGAGUCUGAUCGACGGCAUCAAGCGAGCUACUGACGUGAUGAUCGCAGGAAAGGUCGCCGUGGUGGCGGGUUAUGGUGACGUGGGCAAGGGCUGUGUUCAAGCCCUGCGAGCAUUCGGUGCCCGCGUCAUUAUCACGGAGAUCGACCCCAUCAACGCCCUGCAGGCCGCCAUGGAGGGGUACGAGGUCACCACUAUGGACGAGGCUUGUAAAGAAGGAAACAUCUUUGUAACCACCACCGGCUGUGAAGACAUCAUCCUGGGACAUCACUUCGAGCACAUGAAAGACGACGCCAUCGUCUGUAACAUCGGACACUUUGACUGUGAGAUCGACAUGAGCUGGCUGAACAAAAACGCUGCUGAGAAGAUCAACGUUAAACCUCAGGUCGAUCGUUAUCGCAUGAAGAAUGGCCGACACAUCAUCGUCCUGGCAGAAGGCAGACUGGUGAACCUCGGCUGUGCCAUGGGACACCCAUCAUUCGUCAUGAGCAACUCCUUCACCAAUCAGGUGCUGGCUCAGAUCGAGUUGUGGACAAACACGGCAAAAUACCCCCUGGGAGUCUACUUCCUGCCCAAGAAGCUGGAUGAGCAGGUGGCAGCCGCCCAUUUGGACAAACUAGGAGUGAAACUCACCAAGCUAACGGACAAACAGGCCAAGUACCUGGGCCUGCCCGCUGAGGGGCCCUUCAAACCGGACCACUAUCGCUACUGAGCACCGCGCCUGCCUUAAAGAGGAGGAGGAGGAAGGGUGGAGUUUAGAGGUGUUUUGUUAAGACUCCACGUCUCGGUGAUUCAGGAACAAGGAGAGACUGUGUUUUUUUCUUUAAUUGCCUUUUAUACCAAAUGAGAGCAUUUUAGUUGCGCUCGUGUCAAACGGAGUCACCAGUGAUUGGAAUCGUUUUUUUCUGAAAUCAGAACUCCUCAGACCAACAUUCAUGGCAGUCUCUUCUUCGUUCCAAACCUCUAAAACAUCACUAGGUGCUGCCGUGGACGAUUCCUCCCUGCUUUUAUGUCAUUCCCUAAAUUGAUGCCUGAUACUAAGAUAAAAAUAAAUGGUUUUCUGUUGUUUUUUUGGUAAAUCGCAGCAACAUGUUUUUAUGUACAAUGGCUUUUUCUAAUGUGUUCACAUUACGCUUGUGUCUGUUAGCACUUAGAAACCAGUUCAAACUGGACUUGGGGUGUGUAAGAUUACAGCUGUGAUGCAGCCAAGAGACGUGUUGCUGCCAAACAAAUCAUCAAAAUGUGUCGCUGCUUGAUUUCUAAGUCUUAUUCUUUGUUUUCUAAUCUGUUGUCAUUUUGAUUACUCAUUUGACUCUAGGGUUCAAAAUUUCUGCAUCAGUUGCAAUUCUUAAGGUUUCUGCAUCAGUCAGGUUUUUCUAGUCCUUGCAGCUCAUUCAGGUCCACGUGGUCGUCAACGGUUACAGCUUCCAGUAGAGUCCAGCUGCUCGCACGCGAUGGAUUAUUGUUGAAAACAGAUGAUGUAGAGAAUUAAAGAGUUACACAUUU
This is a messenger RNA of Nothobranchius furzeri (turquoise killifish), 2244 nucleotides long. It is a transcript of the gene ahcy, whose product is annotated as adenosylhomocysteinase. The record is from RefSeq and is a predicted model, not a curated record. Lineage: Eukaryota; Metazoa; Chordata; Actinopteri; Cyprinodontiformes; Nothobranchiidae. Gene Ontology annotation, molecular function: adenosylhomocysteinase activity. Gene Ontology annotation, cellular component: cytosol. Gene Ontology annotation, biological process: L-methionine cycle.